UGUGUUAAAAUUUGGAUAGGUUCCGUAUUAAUAGUACAGAUGUAUUUACAUUUUUGAGGAAGUUUAACUCCCCUUUAAUAAGAUACUAGAUGUAUUUCCUUACUGAUGUGUGCCAGUUCACCAUGAUUAACCAGUAAUUUGUUAAUAGCAUGGAAAUAUCCAAAAUGCCACAAAAAUAAACAAUGAACAUUUCAUGAUUAGAUUUUGUUAUGAUUGUUUUCUAUUAAUCAAUUGUUCAAUAUUAUAAAGCACACUGGGUGUUUACUAAAUGUUAAACUUGUUUGAAAUAUAAACAAUCGGUUGCGUUUGUCAGAAAUAUUCUAAUGAAUCUACAGGAAUUUGUUUAAUUGAUUAUUCAAGAAAAUGUAUAUAAGUUCUUGUUAUAAUACGAAAAACAAUUAAUUCAUGCUAGCUUCACCUUUAACUGUAAGAGUCUUGAAAAUAGUUUGCAUCCAAAGUUGUGUAUGUUUUUGCUUCCUAGCCUCUCCUGGGAUAAGGAAAAGUACGUCUGAGAGAGAUAUCCUAGAUUCCCCUCUACAUAGCCCAAAAGAAGGACAUAGCCCUAAAGGACACAGAUCCCCAUUGAGUCCCAAAAGGAGCCCAUCAUUUAUCCACAGAGAAUUGAUGCAGCAGAGGCAGAAAUUACACCAGCAACAAAGUGAGAAUGUAGAAAAGCAUGAGAGUUUGAAUGGUCAGUUGAAUAAACAACAAAGUGGAACGAUUGGACAAACAAAUGGAGAUGAUCAGCAGAGAAUAUGGCAGCAACAAAUGAAAGAACAGCAGUUGAAGACUUCAGCAGCAAUAACAGAACAGCAGCUGAAGUUAAAAUCCAAACCAAAUUCACCUAAACAUGACUCUGAACAGGUCUCUGUCAAGCAGCAGACAAAGAUAUUACAACAGUCUAGUGAUACACAAAUACCUGUCAGACAACAAAUAAAUCAGCAUCAGAAUAUAGAACAGCAUUCACCAGUUGUAAAGCACCAAAAGAAACAGUAUGAGACACCUGUUAAUAAACAGCGUAUGAAUCACCCCCCUCCCAGUGUAAAACAACAAGUGAAGCAGCACGAGACACCAAUUAAGGAACAAACCAAGGGUCAGGUCUCUCCAAAUGUAAAGCAGCAAGUGAAGAAACAUGAGAUACCAAUUAAACGUAUGGCUCAUCCCCCUCCAAGUGUAAAACAUCAAGUAAAACAGCAUGAGACACCUGUUAAGGGACAAACUAUGGGUCAGUCCCCUCCAAGUGUAAAACAUCAAGUAAAACAAUUCAAUCAGCCUAUAAAACAUGAAUUAGAACAGCAAUCUGUACCUACAGUUAAACAACAAAUUAAACAACACCAGGGUAUAACUAAUCAACCAGAACAGGGUAACACAGUGAAGGAGCAAGUAAAACGGCAUGAAUCUCCAAAGAUGUCGCCAAAAUACAAGAUGAAAUGGGAUUGGAUGAGUGAGAAUAAAAACACUUCUAAAACUGAACAACCUUUAAGUCCUGCAAGAUCUCCAAAAUUGAAGAAAAAAUGGAGUUUUUCAAUGUCAAAAGAUACAAAUGAUUCUGAACGAAGUCCAGUUAGUUUUUUCAGCUCACCAAAGAUGAAGAAUAAAUGGUCAAGUUUGCCACCAUCAAAUGGGUCUCCCUUUUCAGAUAAUGACACUAUUGAAGAUUCUGAACAGCGUCAAAGUAAUAUUAAGUCCCCAAAACAGAAGUCAAAAUGGAGUUGGUCAAUGGCAAAGCAAACCUCACCUAGCGUUGAUAAAUCUGAUGAUGUCACAAGUCCAGUGAUGUCUCCUAAAACACAGUCAAAGUGGACUUGGGCAAUGACAAAAAAAUCUCCAGAAAAGCAAGCUGUAAAUAAUAUUGAUUUGCAGCAAAGUCCUGUUAAAUCACCAAAACUCAAAACGAAAUGGAGUAAAACAUCUCCAAAAGAUGUAGCGCCAAAGAAACCCUUUAUAUCGCCAAAAUCUCCAAUUAAGAAAUCAGAUAUACAAUUUGUUGAAAUUCAGCACACUACAAAUAGUUCAGUAUAUGAGGAACCUAAUGUAUCAGUUAGGCAACACCUUCAAAAAAUAAACUCUCUGGACAGAAACUCGGACAAUAAAGUAUUUCUUGAUGCCCCUUCUGGAUUAGAGACACCGACCAAAGGUUUGGUUUAUGAAGAUCCCAAUGUAUGUGUAAAAGAGCAGGUUCAAUACCUUGAUAAAAACACUGUCAAUAAAACUUAUGUUGAUCCCUCGUUUGUAAAGGAAUCUCUGAAUGAGAAUACAACCAAAACUUUGGUUAAUGAAGAUACCAAUGUGUGUGUGAAGGACCAGAUUAAAAACUUGGAUAAAAACACUGAGAAUAACACAUCAGUAGAUCCCCCACUUGUAACUCAAGAUGAGUGUCCACCCGAAACUUUGGUCUAUGAAGAUCCGAAUGUAUGUGUGAAAGAACAAGUACAACAUUUGGAGUCCCCUGUUAAAAAGCCACCAAUUUCCCCCAGGCCAAGACCCAAACUACCACCACAGAAACCACCCAGGGAUCUUAGUAAAUCAAAGCUAUCUCAGCCAAGAAUCACCAAACCCAAACAAGAUAUUCACAAAAUCUCCGCAGAAUGUGAAGAAUUAAAAACUAGGCAAGAAUCAUCUAAUGAACAGAAUGAAAUACCAACUGAAUGUGGAACAAUCCUUCAACAGCAUGAAACUAAAGAACAGCCUGAGCUUGAACAGCACCAAGUGUUCAAGAAACAGCAGAGGAUACUUUCAGAUUCUGAGUCAGAUCACUCUGAUAGAGACGCUGAUUGGGAUGAUGACAAAGAUCAUGAUUCUGAUGCCAAUGCAGCUACAUGGGACUCAAGGCUUACAGGUGGUUCUGCUGAGUCUGCUUCUAAUGGGGGAACAGACACAUGGAAUGAAGCAGCCAAUGGGGGUACAGUCGCAUGGAAUGAACUACAUGUCUAGUUAAUGCAAUUUAUGUAAUGUUUUAUUUCCAAAGCCUAAAGACAGCAUGGUGGUAAUAGAUAAUUUGUUUAUGUUCAUAACACAUUUUGCUUUUUGCAAUUUUGCAUAUAUGAGGCUAGUACAAUAAAACUAUAUUCAUUUAAUAAUUCUCUGUUACAUCUUUUACCACCAUGUAUAAUAUUGUUUGAGUAUUGAAACUUCCAAAUAAGACAACUUUGAAAUAUACUGUACUGUGUGUAAGAUAUUUACAUGAAAUGUGGAGUCAGUCUUAGUUGGGAGUGAUUUUUUUUAUAAAAACCAUCAUUUCAAGUGUAUGUUGUAUAAAGUAUUUAACCUCAUGUCUUGG
Messenger RNA from Owenia fusiformis, 3280 nucleotides. NCBI's taxonomy places the organism in Eukaryota, Metazoa, Annelida, Polychaeta, Sabellida, Oweniidae. The record is from the annotation of a GenBank genome assembly.